AUGAUUCAUAAGCAAAAAUCAAUGCCUUCUCUUUUAUCGCUGAAUUACUCAUCACAUCAAAACCCCAAAGCACCAAGCACUUCAGCAUCAAACAUUAAGGCUCAGCUAAUCAAGUUUUCGCCUUAUGCAGAGCCAAGUGUAAAAUCUAGGACAGUUCAAAUCCGCAAAAAAGAAGCAUCGCCUCUUCAGCUACGUCAUGGCUCGCCUGGGAUAAUAAACUCAUCAUCUUUUCAAAUAUAUCUAAAUAGGAAAAUAGCUCAUUUACAUUUUUGUCUCAUUAUAAAAUAUAUAUUAUUGAUUACAGUAUAAAUUCUUCAAAACCGAAACACCAAGCAAAUAUUUUUUCAAGUUUUGAAAAUAAUUACUCAAGUCCUACAAAUGCAAAAAAUAUAGGAAAAAGUAUGAAUUUCUCAAUGAAUAGCUCACUUAAUGCAAGCCAUAAUGUUUAUAAAGAAUCUGGGGUUAGCCAAUCAAGAUUAAACACAGCUGCCACUGAAGCACAGAUACUUGAAGGAAGGCUUAGCCAGAAAUUAAGAGAAUUUUCUACUAAAAAUUCCUCAAGAAUAUCUGAUUAGAAUUAAAGAUUGGUCUCCUUAUUUAAAUUAGCGCUCAUAGCCUUCAGGUAUAAAAAGCCGUUUCCCCAAAUUUCCAUUGAUGAAAAGAAGGAAGCAAAACCCAGCUGGAAUACAAAUGCCAGGUACUGUAGACUCCUGCCAUGCUGCAAUUCCACAAACUCUUAGCAGGCUCUGGAAAGAAUGGGUCGGUGGCAUCACCAUUUUACUUGGUGUUUAAGAAUAUCAGAUAAACUAGAAAUUUUUAGAGAUAUAUUCCAAGAAAUAAUAAAAAAGGACUCAACAUAUAGCUCACUUUUAUCAAAAAUAAGAAAUGCAUAUGAUGAAGUAAUCGAAGACACCCAAAAAAAAAUGACAACCGACCUUAAUUCUAGGCUAAGCGAACUAAAUAGUAAACUUGCUCAAGCUAUCGAAGAAAAGCGGUCAUUAGAAAAAAAGGUCGAAAAGCUAUCCCAAGAAAAAUACGAAACCGAAAUUUGACUAACUCCCCCCCUCCGUGAGUAAACAAAAAAAUUUUGUUCACUAACGGAGGGGUUAAUUUUUUUUUAAAAAAAUUAUAUAUAAAUUUUAUAAAAAAUUGUUUUUUUUCGAAAUUUUAAAAAAAUCCUAAUUCGCAAAAAUUGGAAAGCAAAUAUUAAUUUAAUUUAUAAAUUUUGUGUUUUAAAAAGCAAUUUGUUUAAAAUUAAAACAGAAUUAGCUCUAGAUUUCAUUAUAUUAAUUAUCACUUAUAUAUCAAAAUUUUUUUCCAUAAAAAAUUUUUCUAUUAAAAAAUUUUGUUCACUCAUGGAGGGUGGGUUUUUUGGCAAAAAAUAGGACUUUUUUAAUGGUUUUGUUCACUCACGGAGGGGAGGAGUAAAAGAAAUUACUUCCCAAAACAAUAAACUCCAAAAUCAGCUGCAAAAAUCAAGCAUUUCUAAAAAAUCAUGCCCAGAAAUUGAUGAAAAUGCUGUAAAUUCGAUUAUCGAUGAAAAUAAAUCACUUACAAAAAUAUUCAAAAAGAUGAAAACUGAAAUUGAUAAUUUUAAAUAUAAAGAAAAGCAGCUGCUGAAGCUAGUCAUAGCACUAAAGAAAAAUGGGUACCCAGUUGAAGAGAUUUAUGACAGAGAAGUCCAAAAAUCUAAAACUAAAAAACACAAAAGUCGAGAAUAUAGCGAGUUAUGAGAAGAAUCUGAAGAUGAACAGCUGGUCAGUGGCAGGCCAAAAGAAGUACAAAGACCUCAUAUAGUCCCGAAACUUAACUUGAAUGAGGUGAAGCCAGAAACUCCUUCAAAUUAUUCUGAUUCUGAUGAAUCAUCAUCAGUCUCCAAUGCACGGUCAAUUUAA
This is a messenger RNA of Blepharisma stoltei, 1895 nucleotides long. The record is from the annotation of a GenBank genome assembly. Lineage: Eukaryota; Ciliophora; Heterotrichea; Heterotrichida; Blepharismidae.